AUGCCAGUCGCGGCGUUUGUGGUAGGGAUCGUGUGGGUCCCUUUGAAAAUACAGACUGCUGUUUUCAGUAUCGUUUUCGCUGGGUUUUCGAGUAUCAGCAUCACUGCAGGCAAGAACCAACGCAUUAUUAAGGUCCUAGGAUAUCAUCGCCUGUGGUCACAUCGUGCCUAUUCUGCACAUCCCGGACUACAGGUAUUCUUCGCAACCUUUGGAGCAAGUGCAGGUCUAUACAGUAUUAUAAGAUGGUGCAGUGACCACCGAGCCCAUCAUCAAUACCUCGAUAGUGACCGAGAUCCGUAUUCCGCACGCCGGGGCCUUUUCCAUGCACAUUAUGGUUGGCUUCUUGUGAAACCAAAGCCCGGAACGAUAGGCUAUGUCAACAUUCAAGAUCUUCUCAGAGACAACCUCGUCAUGUGGCAAUACGAGAACUAUCCAAUGUUAUUUUUUCUAAUGGCAUUUGUUCUGCCCACCGCAGUGUCCACUCUCCUGUUCAACGACCUUUACGGGGGCAUUGUUUAUGCUAGUUGUCUAAGAUUAUUCUUCAUUCAACAAUCCAUGUUCUGCAUCAACUCUCUGGCUCACUGGGUUGGAGAAAAGCCAUUUUCAGGCAAUACACCGUGUGACAAUUUUCUAGUCGCUCUGAUAACUUACGGAGAGGGCUACCACAACUUCCAUCAUGAAUUUCCAAUGGACUAUCGGAACGGGAUUCGAUGGAUGGAUUACGACCCAACAAAGUGGUUCAUAUGGCUUUGUGCAUACGCAAACCUCGCAUCUGGUCUCAAGACUUUCCCCGAAAAUGAGAUCGAGAAGAGUCGCUUCCAGCGACUGGAACAUCAAUUGGAAAUCAGACGACAAAAGAUUUCCUGGGGAACUAAGCCUGAAGAGCUUCCGGCAAUAAGCAUUGCACAAUUCACUGAUCGCGUGAGGGCGGGUUCCUCAUUGAUUAUUAUCAACGAUGUUGCACACGAUGUAUCGGAAUUCAUGCAUGAUCAUCCCGGUGGGAUCGUCCAGAUGGAAGCGAAUAUUGGCAGAGAUUGUACUAAACUUUUCUAUGGUGGUAUCUACAUGCAUUCAAAUGCUGCCGUCAACUUACUGUCUACCAUGCGAGUUGCACGAAUUGUGAACACUGCUUGCCAGGUCAAGUCACUCAAUUCAUACCCAGGGAGUUCUGGCUCCGAUGGGCUCGGGGGACCGUUGGUCGAACUGUCAUGA
Aspergillus aculeatinus CBS 121060 is the source of this 1212-nucleotide messenger RNA. RefSeq names its product acyl-CoA desaturase. The coding region runs from base 1 to 1212 and encodes 403 amino acids. The transcript has 2 exons. Gene Ontology annotation, molecular function: stearoyl-CoA 9-desaturase activity; iron ion binding; heme binding. Lineage: Eukaryota; Fungi; Ascomycota; Eurotiomycetes; Eurotiales; Aspergillaceae. Gene Ontology annotation, cellular component: endoplasmic reticulum membrane. The record is from RefSeq and is a predicted model, not a curated record. Gene Ontology annotation, biological process: unsaturated fatty acid biosynthetic process.